Molecule: messenger RNA, 1767 nt
Organism: Botrytis fragariae
Lineage: Eukaryota; Fungi; Ascomycota; Leotiomycetes; Helotiales; Sclerotiniaceae
Exons: 1
Coding region: 1-1767 (588 amino acids)
Source: RefSeq, a predicted model, not a curated record
AUGCUUCGAGGUGAAUCAGAUCGUAUCAAUAUACCAUCGUCCAUUCUUUUGAUUUGCUCAACAUCCACUUCAUUACCGUCCCUUCUUUGCAUCUUCUCGGCCUUCGCUCUUUUGCCUAUCAAGGUAUUCGCGAAUCCAAUCUCAACAAGGAAACUUUCUCGAAGUAAUCCAUUAGGAAUAGAUUGGUCGCCAGCACCACCACCAGAAGACGGUCCACCUCUUUCAGCCGGAGCUUCACGAAAUAAAGCACUCUUACCAGCUCAGAUUGGUGGUAUCAUAGGUGCAUAUCUAUUUUCUCUUUGUAUCGUGGGAAUUCUCAUAAUCACCCUCGGGAAAAGAUUACGAAGACAAGUUGAAUCAGAAGCUAGAGCCUUGGAGGUGGAAUUAGUCGACUCGACAUUUGCCGGCGUUUACACUGGAUCAUCAGGUCCAACUCCAAUUUCUCCAUCAAACCUUCGAAACUUUUCCUGGCCAUCUCCAGAUAAAAAGUGCUUCGCACCGGCAAUCAAUCCCGACCCAAACGCUUUUGUUUUUCCUUCAAUACACGAAUCAUAUACAAAUCCUUACGUUUACCCUACUCAAAGACAUCACAGUAUACACCAAAGUAUAUACUCGCAUCAAAGUCAACCUAGUAUUGAUAACAAGAUUGUUGAAGCUGAUCGAGAAAUGAUGAAUCGAAAUCUGGAGGAUCUGUACGCUCAUGUGAUGGAGCAAGAGGAAGCAAAGGCUGCAGGAAUGGAUGUAAGAAACAUGCCACCUCCCAAGGUACCCGGAGGAGUAUCUACGGUAGCACCGCAACAAGUACAAUCAUCAUCAAGGAAACUUGGGAAACAUAAGCCUUCGGAAAUCAAUAUCAACGAUAAUAAAUCAACCAAGACCCACUCUCGAGCAUCUUCCAUAAUUUCAGCUCUUACCUCUCCUAGAUCUGUACCCAAGUCACCUAAAUCUCCACGAAGAAAGGGAAUUCGGGGUUUACGAAUUUCAUCUCCAAUUGCGACACCACACUCAACCACUUUCUCACAUGCCGCAUCGGACGAAGAGCCUCUAACACCACGAGGAUACGUGCAUAGAGCCCCGCCACCAAUUCCAAGAAAUCAAGUGCCGUACGGCUCCACAUCGUCUAACGGUGGAUCACCUACUCGCAGUAUAGCAGAGACCCUCGACACAAUAUCACCUGUAUCUCCUCAGCAAAAGCUUCCUUCCCUUAACACCCGCAAUCUCCAAAUCUCCCUCAAAUCUGAACCAAAUACUGCUUCUCCUCAAUCAGCAGAAGAACGCACCAAAACCAUGUUUUCCCGACCUCUUCGGGCCGCUCCUUCAAGAAACUCUCUCCUCCAUAAAACCCAAACCUCGAAUGGUUCUUCUGCCUCCCCAGAUUCUCCCUCAUCAUCCACAGCUAUCGGCUCUACCUCUACUUACCAAACCGCCAGUCACGCCUCCUCAGCACCAACCCGCUCUCUCCCCUUCCGCGAGCAAUUUCAACAAAAUAUGCUCUCUCCAAACCUCCCCACCAAAACCACCAUUCUCGAACGUGUUCCUCGAGAUAAUGGACAGAAAACCGGAGGUCUCAGAACGGGAGGUCUUAAAACACCUUUCAGCGGAGGCACGGUACCAUAUAGUCCUUAUCAACCAUUUACACCCAUGAUGCCGAUUACGCCGCGAUUAGUGACCAAGGAGGAUAGAAAGAAGAUGAAGAGAGCUAUGCCCAAAACACCGGUUGUGGAAAUGAUCAAGAGUGAAGAGGAUAUUUGGGAUAGUGGAUAUUGA